Vigna unguiculata (cowpea) is the source of this 1091-nucleotide messenger RNA. RefSeq lists its product as uncharacterized. Gene Ontology annotation, biological process: cellular response to heat. NCBI's taxonomy places the organism in Eukaryota, Viridiplantae, Streptophyta, Magnoliopsida, Fabales, Fabaceae. The record is from RefSeq and is a predicted model, not a curated record.
GGUGGAGAUAAGCAACGCAAGGAAUAGUAUACUUUUGCACGUGUUACAAGACUACAUAGGUCAAUACUCGAUACCACCCAAAACUUUUAUGUUCGAAUGACUCAAGUUAAGAAUAUCAAUGUUCAAGCAAGUAAAGCAACCCAACCCAUCAUCUUCAUCAUCAAGGAAACAUGUAAACAAAAGCACGCAUCCACACCACCAUAUAUAUAUGCCAUUCGCAGGUUGCAUGCAGAAUAUAACAUUCACGUUUCUGAAUGGACACAAUGGUUGGAGGAAGAACGUGGGCAGGAACUCCUGUUGUACAACAGAUAGUACCUAAUUCUGGAUGGACACAGGACUCUGCAGGCCAUUACCUUCUGGUGGAUCUUCCUGAGUUCAGGAAGGAAGAGGUGAAGCUCCAAGUUGAUAGCUAUGGCCGUAUUGUUGUGAAGGGAGAAAGGCAAAUAAAUGCCUGGAAACACGACCAUUUUCGUCUGACUUUUCCUGCUCCACUGGACUCUGAUAUGGAUAGGAUAGCCGGAAAGUUUGAUGGUGGAGUCCUUUAUGUCACUAUCCCCAAGCAAGUAACGCAGCAUAGCAAAGUGAGUGAACUCGGGAAAGUUGGAAAUGGAAAAGUUGAAAGAGCAGAGGAAAAUGGUAGCCAUCGACAUGGAAAUGGUGAAGUUGACAGAGCAAAAGAAAACGAUGGCCAUGAAGUUGAAAGAACAGAAAAAAAUGAUAGCCAAGAGCAUGGAAAUGGCAAAGUUGAAAGAGCAGAAGAAAAUGAUAGGCAUGCCAGUGAACAUGACAAAGAUACAGAGGAAGAAGUAAAAAGAAAUGAAAAUGAGUGCAUAAAAGAAUUUCCGGAACAAGUAAUAAGGAAGUGGGAGCAAGAAUCCAUGUUAAAAGGUGCAGUUGAGGUUUUGAGGGAAAACAAAGGAAUUGUAGUAACAGCUGUUGUAGCCUUUUCCUUAGGGCUGUUGGUAUAUCGCAAAUUCAACAACACUGUAAGUUAAUGCUUUGACCUCAAUCGACAUAUGUAUAUCCCUUACUUGUAUGUAAAUAGAAUAAACUACCAUGCAAAUACUCAAACAUUAAUAAUAAUAACAAUA